UAAGCCCUAGAUAAAGCAUCAUCAAAUUCAUCAUCAGUCUUCUCUAAACGCCACGUGUCUAUAUGACCUUGGAUUUACGUAGUCUACUAAUCUCUCAUUCCCUCACUGCCAAGAUUCGGAACCCUUUUCCUUAUCUCGCGGUUUCUCCUCUCUCUCUGCUCCUCUCUCUCUCGCUCUCAGAUUAUUGGCCUGUUUAUGAAAUUUGACUGCCGCAACUGAGAGAGAAUGGAACAGAGCACAAGCGAUUUCGAGGAUUUCGAUUUUGACAAAGACGAGAGAGAGGUCGUCGUAAUUUUGUUGGAGCUUCCUCAAUUGAUCGCUAAAUCAGAAAAAUCUCUCGCUUGGGGAUUUAAAAGAAGAAGAACUGCAGUGCCCGAGAGAUCCUCUCACUUUCGGUCUCCUUCAUUACAUUCACCGAGGCCACCGCGUCCAAGUGUUGUUGUUGUCGAUGAGAAUUCUAGGUCUCUGGUGGUUGAAGCAGAGGAACCCACUGUCAUGGCGGUCCAGGCGAUGAGCCCUGUGACGCCUCUCUCGUUGUCGCUCAGUGAAUCCGAUGAGAAUCCGGAGUGCUCCAAGCGAAGCAGCUCUCAUAAGGUGUUCGGUCCUGAAACAGAGGAAUCCAGGUUGAAUCUUGCUUCAGGAUUUCCCCGAGACACGUCAAAAUCCCCCACCGUUGAUCCCACUCCGGUCAUACGCCACCACCAAUUGUUCCUUAUACCCGACCUUAAUGUCUCUCCGCCUCCGCCAGAGUACUAUUUCCAAGCCUUACCAUUCUUGCCCUACUUGGCAAAAAUCAACAGAGCCGUCGCUGCUCAACGAGCAAGGCAGAGAAGGAUUGGGAUUUGCAGAGCUAAUAAACUACGUCCACGAGUUAGGUAAUUUGUUUUCUUUUUUUUUUCUCUAUAAAUUUUGGCAAUACCGAGUAUGAUUAUUAGGUUUUAGUUUUGAAUGCUUUGAUUGAUGAGAAUAUUUCUCUGUUAAUGGGGGGUAUUUGUAAUUGUGUAUCAGAGGAGCCCCAAAUGGAAUAUUUUAUAUGAUUCAUUAUUAAGUUUGGAUUCCAGGUA
Molecule: messenger RNA, 1064 nt
Organism: Tripterygium wilfordii
Lineage: Eukaryota; Viridiplantae; Streptophyta; Magnoliopsida; Celastrales; Celastraceae
Exons: 2
Coding region: 226-879 (217 amino acids)
Source: RefSeq, a predicted model, not a curated record